CCUUCUUCUUCUUUGACUAAUUAAACUUCUUUUUUUUUUCUUCUAUUCCUCAGAGAAACUCUUUUUAAAGAACGUUUUCGAACAUAUCCUUUACGUUUCACUGAUGAAUCAGAAAAUUCUGAAUGCGUUUCGCUUCGUUAUGUGAUGUCGACUGAAUUUGAGUAGAUGAAUAAAUCUCUUGUUUGAAAAGCUUUUAUCAGUAUUCGGAAAAGGUGAAAUUGAGAAUUAUGAAGAGUGUAGUAACUGCUAAUGGAGUGAACAAUGGUGUGAAGGAGAUUUCAAAGGCGACGAGUCUCAGCAGUGGCUCAUCAGAUUUAGAAGAAGAGAGUAGUGUGGAAUGUGUGAAGCGAGUGUCUAACAAAACACGGAAACGCUCUAAAGCUGAUGAGUUCAAAGCGAAAUCUUCAAGAAAGAAGAGACGAGUAGGCAGUGGUGGUGGUGAUGAUGAAUGUGAGGAGAAAGAGAAGAAGCAGAGGAGCUCUGUCAAAAGGAAAGCUAAAGAAGAAGUAGUAGUAGAAGAAGUUGUUGAUGAUGAAAAGAAGAAUCUUGAACAAAAACUCCAAGUUGUUCCUUUCACCAAGGCAACAUCUCGUAGCAGGAGCAAGAAUUCGGAUAUUGCAGAUGUUUGGUUUCUUGGUAACGAGAUAGAUGUUGUUAGCGCUUCCAGUUCGCGUUCUGACUCUGAACUCUUGGAUUCUCAUCUGAAAAUUGAGUAUUGGAAUGACUGCAGAAGCAUGACAAGGAAUCUUAAGGCAGAUUUGGGAGAUCUUGCAAUUUGCCAUCAAUGCUCUCAAGGGGAAAAAAGAUAUCUCUUCGUUUGCACUUUUUGUGAAGAGAGGUUGUACUGUCUUCCAUGUAUAAAGAAGUGGUAUCCCCAUAUGACCAAGGAUGAUGUCAUAGACAAAUGUCCCUUUUGCCGCAGAACUUGCAAUUGCUCCUCAUGUUUGCAUUCGAGUGGAUUAAUCGAGACAUCAAAGAGAAAGCUCAACAACGACGAAAGAUUUUAUCAUCUUCAAUACUUGAUUGUAUCAAUGCUUCCUUUCCUGAAAAGGUUUUGCAAAGCACAAGAUCAAGAAAUCCAAACCGAGGCAAAGGUUCAAGGAGUAGUGGCUUCACAAGUUGAUAUAUCCGAGUCUCUAUGCUCAAAUGAAGAGCGCGUCUUCUGUAAUCACUGUGCAACUUCAAUUGUCGACUUGCAUAGAAGCUGUACAAAGUGCUCUUAUGAGCUUUGUCUGAAUUGUUGCGAAGAGAUCCGUGGAGGAGGGCUUUCACAACGCCCGGAAGUCAAGCUACAAUUCGAGAAUAAAGGGAGCAGAUAUAUGCAUGGCGAAGAUGCAGAACCAAGCUCUUCUUCUUUUUCUGAGGAUGAAACUAAUAAUAUUACAUCCAUUAAGUGGAAUGCUGAUGAAAAUGGAAGCAUACCCUGUGCGCCAAAAGAGCUAGGCGGUUGCAGUGAAUCUGUGUUGGAGCUUAAGAGAAUCCUACCAGUGACUUGGAUGUCAAAUUUGGAGCAUAAGGCAGAAACAUUCUUAGCCUCUUAUAUUAUGGAUCCGACAAAGUCAUAUUGUAGAUGUUCUUCAGAUUUGGAGGAGAGUAUGAAGAGGAAGGCAGCUUCGAGGGACGGAUCCAAUGACAAUUACCUUUACUCUCCUGAUUCUUUUGAUGUCCUGAUGCAAGAAGAGCUUCUACAUUUCCAAGAGCAUUGGUCCAAAGGUGAACCAGUGAUCGUUCGAAACGCUCUUGACAUCACAGCUGGUUUAAGCUGGGAGCCAAUGGUGAUGUGGCGGGCUUUAUGUGAGAAUGUUGAUUCACCAACUAGCACUAACAUGUCUGAUGUCAAAGCUAUCGAUUGUUUAGCUAACUGUGAGGUGAAGAUCGAUACUCGAUGUUUCUUUGAAGGAUACAGCAAAGGAAGAACAUAUGCUAACUUCUGGCCUGAGAUGCUGAAGCUUAAGGAUUGGCCUCCUUCAGACAAGUUUGAAAACCUUUUACCUCGUCACUGCGAUGAGUUCAUUUCAGCAUUACCGUUCCAAGAAUAUAGCGAUCCUAGAUCCGGAAUCCUCAACAUUGCUACAAAACUUCCCGAAGGAAUCCUUAAACCAGAUCUUGGUCCAAAAACCUACAUUGCAUAUGGGACUUCAGAUGAGCUUGGUAGAGGCGAUUCAGUCACUAAGCUUCACUGUGAUAUGUCAGAUGCAGUUAAUAUUCUGAUGCAUACGGCUGAAGUAACAAUAACUGAGGAGCAACGAGCUGCAAUCGAAGCUCUGAAACAGAAACACAAGCAACAGAAUGAGAAAGAGCUUCAGGAGCAAAAUGGUUCAGAGGGAAAAGAGAUUGUGAGUUAUGAGAAUGGGUAUCAUGAUGAAAUUGGAGGUGCACUUUGGGACAUAUUUAGAAGAGAAGAUGUUCCUAAGCUUGAAGAGUAUCUAAGGAAGCAUUGCAAAGAAUUCAGACAUACUUUUUGCUCUCGUGUGAAAAAGGUGUAUCAUCCUAUACAUGACCAAUAUUGUUUCUUGACCGUGGAGCACAAAAGAAAACUCAAGGCGGAAUUUGGGAUUGAGCCAUGGACAUUUGUGCAAAAGUUAGGAGAAGCAGUGUUUAUUCCCGCUGGUUGUCCUCAUCAAGUUCGGAAUCUCAAGUCGUGCACAAAGGUAGCUGUUGACUUUGUUUCCCCAGAGAACAUAGAUGAGUGUCUCCGUUUGACUGAUGAGUUUCGACAACUCCCUAAGAACCACAAAGCUAGAGAAGACAAGCUUGAGAUAAAGAAAAUGGUGAUCUACGCAGUGGAACAAGCUUUGAAAGAAGUGGAGACAUUAUUGGCAGAUCUCAACUAAAAAAGCUUCUCUAUGGCUUUGUUGUUGUUGUAGGAUUGACAGCAGAUUUUUUUUGUAGGAUGAUUGUAAAGCCAUGGCUAUUUGUAGUUGGCUUUUGCUGUUGUGAUGCAUAUAUGUAACAUGCGUCUCUUGAAACCAAUGAUUCCUUUUUUCAAAUGGGUAUUUUGAUGUAACUUUUUGAAUUGGAGGAGGCCAUUAGGUUUUUUUGGCAGAUGAAUA
Camelina sativa (false flax) is the source of this 3053-nucleotide messenger RNA. Its product is annotated as lysine-specific demethylase JMJ26. Gene Ontology annotation, biological process: regulation of transcription by RNA polymerase II. The record is from RefSeq and is a predicted model, not a curated record. Gene Ontology annotation, molecular function: chromatin DNA binding; histone H3K9 demethylase activity; transcription coregulator activity. NCBI's taxonomy places the organism in Eukaryota, Viridiplantae, Streptophyta, Magnoliopsida, Brassicales, Brassicaceae. Gene Ontology annotation, cellular component: histone deacetylase complex; chromatin.